AUGCUCAGAGAAGUGGGAUCUACGCCGACGACGGGGAGGGAAGAUGCAGACAAACGGCCAGGCCACGGCCCAAGGCAGCGCCAGAACCAAGGCCAGAACCAAGGCCAGAACCAAGGCCAGAGCCACGGCCCAAGGCAAGGCCAAGGUCGACCGACCCACGGCUCACGCACCCUGGCCCUGCCGCGGCGACCUAGCUCGCCGCCUCCCGUACCGAAUGCAUACCGUGGCAGCAGACCAAAGGCGCCCGAAAAGCAGAGGAGGAGCUGGGCUUCAUCCACUUUCGUGACUCCUCUUCUCCGUUCUUCUUCCUUUCCCAUCACCACCAAAUCCUCUGCACCAUUGUCACGGCAGACGCCCUUCUCGCAGACGCCCUUCUCGCGAGCACGCGCACCGCCAGCACCGCCAGCACCGCCAGCACCGCCAGCACAGCCAGCACAGCCAGCACAGCCAGCACAAGCACAAGCACAACCAGCACAAGCACAAGCACAAGCACAAGCGCAAGCACCUCCACCAGGCCUCCGUCGAACUGCCACCACUGGCUCGCCCGCAGCCGCCACGCUCCCCUCGGCCGGCCUCUGCGCGAGGACGCUCCAUCGCUGGCGCCGCGUGCACCAGUAUCUACAGCUGAAGUACGCCCUCGAACCUCGCAACGUCCGAUCCUUUACCUUUACCGUGCCGACACCGACCCCGACCCCGACCCCGAAUCCCGACAUGUCGGAGCCUCUGCCCGCGCAGCAGAGCGCUGACGUCAAGAGCCCCGACUCUGGCAUUUCGCCGCGCACAGUGAUCCAGGGCUCGUCGGCUGCGCCCGACUACUUCCCGCCUCCGAAGGCGGCAGCAGCAGCAGCCCCAGCAGACGCAGUCCCCGCGAGCCUGGCGACACCCGCCGACACGCAGGAUGCACACGAGGCCCAGGAGGCCCAGGCUCCAGCAGACGCCGCUGGCGACACCGAGACGGAAGCCCAAGCACCAGCCGCCGCGCACAAGCCCGAGCGGCCACGCAUCCAGAUCAAGGGCCUGAGCCAGGGCCAGGGCCAGGACGCGGCGCUGCGACCGGACCUUACGCUGCAGAGCCCCUCGAGCGCCAGCAUCGACUCGGGCACGACGGUGAGGCCGAGCGAGUCGGGCGGGCCGAGCGAGACGGGGCGGCCGCGAACGAAAGGCGUCCAUCUCGUCGCUGAGCUUUGCGCCGCUGCAACAAACCCCGCGCUGCCCCAGGGCACGCACAAGAAGACGGACAAGACGAGGAUCCGCGCGAGCUCGCCGCCGCCCAACCGGUACGUUUCCUUUUCUUUUGUCUUUCUACAACACUCGCUGUGA
Verticillium dahliae VdLs.17 is the source of this 1320-nucleotide messenger RNA. RefSeq lists its product as uncharacterized. NCBI's taxonomy places the organism in Eukaryota, Fungi, Ascomycota, Sordariomycetes, Glomerellales, Plectosphaerellaceae. The transcript has a single exon. The coding region runs from base 1 to 1320 and encodes 439 amino acids. The record is from RefSeq and is a predicted model, not a curated record.